CGCGUGUUUUUGUCUUAUAACAAUAAAAUUUUGAAUACCAAAAUGAAGGUGCUAAAUUCAAUAUUUUUUAUAUUUGCGAUAUCUUCGAUAAAAGCCGCAACGGUUUCUGAAUGCGAUGUAGUGCCCAUAUUAAAAUGGAGCGGUUCCGAAUCGAACCGGAGCACGGGACUGUCAAAACCUAUAAAUUUAGUCGUAGUACAACACACGGUCAGUCAAGAUUGCUACACUGAUGACGACUGUGAGAGGAUAGCCAAUGGAAUCCGAGUUUAUCAGAUGGAAGCACUUAAUUACGAUGACAUUGGUCAAUCGUUUUUAAUUGGAGGUAACGGAAAAGUUUACGAAGGUGCGGGAUGGCGAGUCGGCGCACACACAAGAGGAUACAAUGACAGAUCUAUUAGCUUGUCCUUCAUAGGCGAUUUCAGAGAAAAAUUACCGACGUCUCAAGCAUUACAAGUUACUGAAGAUUUCUUAAACUGCGCGGUUUACAAGAAACAUUUAGCAAUGAACUACAAUCUAGUUGGUCAUCAGCAGCUCUCUUACACUCUAAGCCCUGGAGCCAUGUUACAGAACCUCAUAGAAAGCUGGCCUCAUUGGGUAAAGGAUGUUAGCCAAGUUUGAAACGGCAAGAGAAGAAAUCAUAAUGUUUUUUAAAUUUAAUUUUUUUUUACAAAAGCGCAUUGUUUUAUGAAAAUAUAGUAUAGUUUAUGUAGGUAUUCUAACGUUAUGUUGGUUUACUACUGUAACGAUUAAACAAUAACACAGAACUGAAGCAUUACAAAGAAAUAAGUAAGUCUCUCUGUUUCAAACACGAUGACUAUAAUCACGUUAACACUUUCUUUUAAUCACCAAUCUAAUCCGACGAACGUUAUGAAAUAUCCGUACAACCUUCGGAAAAAUUAAAUAAAAAAAAAAACAAGUUACUUACUGGUUAUGUAGAAAAUAUAUAUAUUUUUUUUAA
Nymphalis io (European peacock) is the source of this 958-nucleotide messenger RNA. It is a transcript of the gene PGRP-S2, whose product is annotated as peptidoglycan recognition protein-like. The record is from RefSeq and is a predicted model, not a curated record. Gene Ontology annotation, molecular function: peptidoglycan binding; N-acetylmuramoyl-L-alanine amidase activity; zinc ion binding. Bases 43 to 618 code for a protein of 191 amino acids. NCBI's taxonomy places the organism in Eukaryota, Metazoa, Arthropoda, Insecta, Lepidoptera, Nymphalidae. Gene Ontology annotation, biological process: peptidoglycan catabolic process; innate immune response. The transcript is spliced from 4 exons.